Vitis riparia (riverbank grape) is the source of this 1284-nucleotide messenger RNA. Its product is annotated as ethylene-responsive transcription factor ERF113. NCBI's taxonomy places the organism in Eukaryota, Viridiplantae, Streptophyta, Magnoliopsida, Vitales, Vitaceae. Gene Ontology annotation, biological process: regulation of DNA-templated transcription; ethylene-activated signaling pathway. The transcript has 2 exons. Bases 324 to 1049 code for a protein of 241 amino acids. Gene Ontology annotation, molecular function: DNA-binding transcription factor activity; DNA binding. The record is from RefSeq and is a predicted model, not a curated record.
UAUCCAACCCUAUUUUCCCUUUCUAAUCUCUCCCUCAAACGACACUCUCCUACUACACCCAACCUCCCACUCAGCUCUUGGAUCUCCCUGAAUGAUUUUCUUUCUGCUUUCUCUCCACCUCCCCACCAUUUUCUCCAGCUCAUGAGCUGAUCAGGGAGGGCUGUUAGAACUGAGUUCUCGAAAAACCAAAAACAUAUAAACAUAAAAGAAAGAAAGUGGAUCGAAGGCAUGGAAAACGGUCACUUCCUCCAGAAGCAUCAGAGGAAAAAGAGAUCAAAGCGUACAGUGAUGAUCAGCAGCAAUGGACGCAGCAUGAUCAGGACAUGUCGGCCAUGGUUUCGGCUCUUUCUCAAGUGAUAGGCACCAGGGACAACAACCCUAGUGCUACUCGUAUGGUGCAGUCGGCUGAUUCAUCUUCAGCUCUCUCUGAAUCAUCUCAAUUACCACCCCAAGAUCAAGUCUCUUGUGAAGGAAAUGUGAGGAGAAGGCACUAUAGAGGAGUAAGGCAAAGGCCAUGGGGGAAAUGGGCCGCCGAAAUACGAGACCCGAAGAAGGCGGCGAGAGUCUGGCUAGGCACAUUCGACACGGCCGAGGAUGCGGCCCUCGCCUAUGAUCAAGCAGCUCUCAGGUUCAAAGGCACCAAGGCUAAACUCAACUUUCCCGAGCGCGUUCAACAACAAACAAGUCAGAUUGGGUAUUUCAUGGACCACGCAGGCAUGUUCGACGACCAAAGCCAUCGUCCUCCGGCCAUGCCGGCGCCUCCUCCGCCCCUUCCUCCUCCGUCGCUGCCACACGAAUUUCUUCAGUAUGGUCAGCUCCUCUCUAGUAGCAGUGACGCCGAUUUCGCUUAUUUCAGUUCGAAUCUUUACAACCAACCCCAACAGCAACCGCCUUAUUUCCCGCAACCGUCGUCCACCACCACCACCACCACUUCUUCGUCUUCUACUACCACCUCGGAUCAGUACUACUCUUCUCAGAGCUCGUCCAGCUUCUAUUAUCCUCACUAUGGGGAAGACUUCAAUACUAGUUACCACCCACCAAGUGAGUAGCAGCAUCUUUAUCAAGUCCAUUAAAGUACGGGGCUGAAGAUAUUGUCUUUCUAUCUAGUGUUUGCAUGAAUUAUUUUUGUUAUUGCCAUUGCCAAUCAGAAUUGGAGUCUCUGAGGUUUUUUGUCACUCUUUUAGAGGCUCACUGGUGCUAUGAAAAAGGAUUGAGAUAUGGGAUUGGGAUUAAGAUGUAAAAUAGACGAUAUUUUUCUAAGUAUUGGAAUUAUUAUUCUAAAUA